UGGCCCGCGGGCCAUAGUUUGAGGACCCCUGCUCUGAAGGAUCCAUGAGGUAAGAGUCAGCAUGUACUGAUAGGAGCUAGAGGAGAUCCUGAGGAUGCUUCAAGAAAGAGGCCUGAAUAGAGAAGAAUUUUUUACUUGAAAGUGUUCUCCAAGAUAGAGUUUAACUCCCUAGUAAGAAUUCCAGGAGUUGAAGAAACUUGCUACUAGCAUGGCUCCUAGAAACAUGGAUAAACGAUGGCAAUGACCCAAGUUGUACUUCUCAGAUUAUGCUAGUAGAAGGAAAUACAUAUAUAUAUAUGUUGCCAGGAGGCUGAGGGCAGUUGCCCCAAUAAAAAGUGCUAUCCCUUGUCCAAUGUUGAAACCUAAGCCAGUUUUCAGACCCAGAACUAUUGACAAGAGAAGUGGCUGGGACUGUAGGAGGAAGAGCAUUGCAAUAAUGGCAAGUAUACACAGUAAUGAUUCUCCUAGAUCUUUCCCACAAGCACUUAUGGUUAUUUACUCGGGUAACUAUGCACCUGAAAGAAGAGAACACUUAGAUAGUUUGAGGACUGUUGGACAUAGGGCUUGAGUUGCCAUUGAUGCCGAAGACCUGAGUCGUCUUGGCUCCCAUGCUAGAUUUGGGUCUUAUGGGAGCCAGAUAAUAAAUGUCCUGACCAAUAUCUAGUUUACAGAAAUUCACAGUAUCCAUGGACCUGCCCAGUGGUCAGUUACCCAGUCCUCAAAUAUAUAUUAUGACCUUUGGCAGCUGACCAAACUCCCAAUUACAUCAUUUGUCUGCCAAAUAAGCCAAGUGGAAGUCUAAAAUUAACCCUCCCUGUAGCCAUACUAAAUAGGGAGAGAUGGGAAUAGAUUAUUGCCACAUUUUAUCUAUCCUCCUCUUUAUCCUUGUUUGUUUAAACAAUCUGAUUCCUGGAGAAACUGGAUGGAUUAGGAAGAGUCACUGCAGACCACACACUCAAGUAAAACCCCAGUCUCAGGCACAGUGCCAAAUGUGGUAUUUUCAUUAGACCAGAUCAGUGCCACCUCAAGUACAUGGUAUUUAGCCAUUGAUUUGGUGAGUAACAGGUGGCUAGCACAAUAGAGACCUUUAUAAGAUGUGUGUUCCAGAGGAUUGGAGCCUCUCUUGGACUUGCAGUAGGCUGCCUUCUCUCUAUGUCCUUACAUGACCCCUUCUCUGUGGACGCAUCAAAAGAUAACUUUUAAAAGAGGGCAUAUUCAUCAUGCCUCUCAUAUAGCUAUAAAAUGGAACACAUGUCAGAAAUUCUAUUUUUCAUUAAUUGAGACAAUAAGUAAAAUGUUGCAACCUGUUCAAAAGAGAAUCCUUAACACACAUAUAUAAGAUAUCUGGAAUGCUGAGAAAAAUUUACAGAAUGCAAAAUCAUCAAAACUGGUCAAUAUUCAUGGGGCAGUUCCAUCAAAUAAAUAAUUGGCAAUUCUAUGAAAAAAAUGAUUUUAAUUACUAACACUUAUUCUACAAGUUAUAGAAUUGUGAGAUACUAGUCUGGAAGGAUGCACUACAGACAAUACACCCAAUAACCUUUUUGGUCCAUAUCUAAGUCUUUCAUGUUUCUCCCUGCAUUUUAAUUAAUGGCUAACUCCUCCACCCCAAAUAUGCAUUUAUUUAUCAGGGCACAUAAUUUUUUAAAACACAGUGAAAUGCUUUUGUUCUCUACCCUAGAGAAAAAAAUCAUUUUCAGCUUUAGUUUAGGUCCUGAGGCAGAUGAAAUCUACCUCAUUUCUCUUGGUACUUCUAAAUCUUCACAGAAAUGGCCCAACUCUUAGCAAGAGAUGUUAGCAGUAUCGAUGUUAGCAAUGUCUUUCUGUCUUAGAUACAGAAGAAAGGAAAAUCUAACCCCCUUUUUGAUUACCUGUAGGGAUCUACCAACCAUGAUUUUCACGAUUGCUGUCCUGGAGGCAGAGACAAGUCUUGGCUUAGCUCCCAAGGCUACUGCAAAAUGGAGCUGGACAUUGGGGGAGAGAAGGGGCAAAAAGGGAGUAGGAAACUAGUGAGGUGGUUCUGGGUGAGCAACAUCUUAGAGGUAAACAGCCAUGAACCACACAGGACCUUUCCAGAUGUGGCUGCUCAUGAAGGCGUGACAUGGGGCCCAAUGGGGCGGGACUUUUCACUAUAAAAUCAGAGCUCAAGUGGUUGAAAAAUCCUCAGACAUUGGCACUCCCAGAAGGCUUUCUAAGAAGCUGUAAAGAAUCCACUCUGGCCAUAUCCAAGAGCCCACUGUCCUGGGAACUCUGAGGUCUCUGCUCUCGGCUCAGUAGAGGUGGCACCCUUUACUCUGACUCAGCCAGCUGAAACCCUUUCCCAGUAUGCUCUGGAAAGAGCCACUUUGUCACAGCCACUUCACCAUUAAACACAUGCUUCUCCACACAACCCUGGAUGUACCCCAGAGACUACUUGGGGCAGCAUCUUCCCAUGGAACACGCUAACCUCCCCCGGAUCCAAUCCACCUCUUCACGCUCCACUAUCAUACUUUUAAACUGGUUUUGAACCCAACCUCUUGAGUCAGUAGCUGCUUAUCUUUUUAUUACUGGCUGAUCCUUUUAUUAGUUCCCUGUACCCUAAGUUUGUAAAAAUAUUGUCCAACAAACCAACCAUAUUUAUUGCAUAAUAAUCCUCGUCCUCACGGCAACUGAAGUCAAACUGAGUUGAUAAUACCAGUCAAAAGCAAAGGCAUUUCUCAUGGUAAAUGUAUAAUUUCCAUUAGACUUCUUUAAAUAUUUGAAAUAGUUUAUGCUCCCCUCUUCAUUAGGUGUCCUGGGACCACAGGUUGGGAAACUUCUAUUCUAAGGGCUAAUGUUGAGUGAAUGCCAACCAAGUCUUUAGUUUUCCCUUUUUACAGAUGGGCAAACGAGGCUGCUAGUUUUUAAGGUGAAUUGGCUUAAUCAAAUUGACAAGGAAUCAGAGUGGGAACUGAUAUUUUUAGAAGUCUCCCCUUUUUUGGUCUCAUAGCACUAGAUUUUCUAAAAUAAAAUAAAGCUGAGAUUGGCUGCCACUUGUCCCGAGGGAGUCUUUUCUACAUAAUAGCCUGGACCUUUUGUGGGAUCUUGGAAUUUGGGGUACAGCAGCUGCCUGCUCCUCUCUGCUGGGUUGAGAAACCUUGGCUAUCCAAGCAGGAAUAAACCUGAGAGGUUAUUAGGACCAGAUUAUCCUAAAGUGUAUUCCAAAGGGAAACGGCUUCUGCGGCCAGUUACCUCCGAGAAAGGCAGGGUUAAACAAAAGUAAACUGGGUUGGUUUUAUCUUGUUUUCACUUCAGGACUUCCAUGAGCCAUUGAAAUGUCCUUGAGCCUAAAGAUCUGCCAGGAGGACGAGAUGACAUACAUUAUCUGCCCAAACUUACUAGACCUGAAUUCUCUUUUUCAUAGGAGACCUAUUAAUACAUCAUGGACCCUGAGGUUCUGAGGAAUUUAGUUUGGGACCUGUUAGUCCAGUCCAGCAUUUCCAGAUUUCUCUCCAAAAGAUGGUAAUGAAAUGAAAGAGUCUGAUGCAUAAGGAUAUAAGAGAGUCCAACAUAGGGAGCAGAAUAGCCAGCUCCAUGGAAGUGACCUCAGCUAUGGAGAGAAGUGGCACCGAGCCACAGCCCAAUAAUGGACACCUCCCAAGACCCUGGUCCUGCCUUCAGGAAGACAGAACACCCAGCCAGAUGGCCCCCCACCCUCCCAGGGCAUGGGGGAUACCGUCCCAAGGACCCUCCGUGCUGGAGUCCAAAGUCAGGGCCUUGAAGGAAAGUAUGACAGCAAGCAAACAGGGGGCAAGUCCCUGCCUCACAACCCAUGAAAGACCAUCCCCCAAGAAAACCAAAUGCCGACGAGUCAAAGUGGGUGGAGCCAGAACUCCAUCAUCAGGGUCUCCCUUGCUGGAUACAGUUGUGGUUCUCCAUGCUCAGAACCAAAACGAGGGACCGCUGGACAACAGUGUCAAUGAGAAGGAGCCUGCCAUGAAUGGGGGCCCCAGACCUCCCAGGCCACCUGCUCCUGGGCUAGAGUGCUGCAGUGGGAGGAGCCUGUGGGCUCCAGAAACAGUAAGGAUACUGCCUGACCAUGAGAGGAGUCUGCUGCCGGGGUCCAGCUCUUCGCAAGACAGCCCCCUCCACAGAGUCACUUCAGGACAAUCUAGGGGCCCUAGACAUUGUAACAAAAUUACCCACGUGCCCAACCUGAGGAAAGGAAGGCCAUGCCCCCUGCAGGAUGCUCUAGUUGCAGGCCAAGACCUGGAUAGCUUGUCUCUAACCUCCGAGGAGGACGUUGUCCCCAGGCCAGCCCUGCUGGGGGGCCUCUGGAGAGCGGGAGACCUGGGGGCUCUGGGCACUGAGCGCAGCGCCUUGCCCCUGUCUGAACAGGUGGAGAGGAACCGCCUUCUUCUUCAGGAGAUGCUCAUUGUUGGGGGGCAGGGCCCCCCCAAGGUGGGAAUCCCAGCCCGGACUCUAUCCUGGGACAGAGCUGUAUCAGAGCAACCAUCUGGGGACAUGGACUGGGACUCAGGCAUCUCCCUGCAGGACUCAGACCAGAACAGGACCUUUGGCCCCAAGCCGGAGCCCGUGCUGAGGAGCCCCAGGCAUGAGGAAGCCAAGCACCUGCUGCAGCGAGCCCGCAUGAAGGCCAGGACCCGGCCCCUCCGUGCCAGCCAUGAUAUCAUGCCCACCAUUGACCAGGGUGGCCGGGAUGGCAGGAGAAACCCAGCCCUGGACCGGAGGAUGCCCUUUGCCUGCAGAGACAACCGCCACAACGGGAGCACGAGCGACUCCUCCAGCGGGGAGUCCAGCAGCGGGCAGUGGCCGAAGCGGGGCCCCUCCCCGUCCCAUGUCCGCUUUGAGGACAAGUCUGCCCGGGAGGCCGAGUCCCGCUACCUGGAGCGGCUGCAGCAGCGCCAGCGCCAGGUGCUGAGUCCUGCGCUGCAGAUGGCCGAGCAGGGCCCCCUGCGCUCCAAGCCAGAGCUCGCAGACUACAUCGCCGGAGGCCUCGUGCGCAGGGACGCAAGUGAACGGACUCUGCACAGGCUUGUGGGCCACCUGGACCGGAGAGCCUUCCCGGAGCGGCCGCCCACACGGGGCAUCGAGAGGACCUGCCGAGCCUGUGGCAGUUGCAUCGAGGAUCUACGCCCUGCCCUUGGGAAGGCAGCCCGGGACCCCCAGCUCCUCCAGGAGCACGGGACUGCCUGUGGGCUGGAGGGAGGGUUGGCAGAGCCCCUUAGCUCUUGGGGCUUGAGCGCCCCCUUCAGGCUGCUCCCCGCCGAGCAAGGGCCCCGCACCGAACGGAUCCGGGAGAUAGGUAUGGGAGACUCUGUGCGCCCCGAGGAGGUGGACUCCGCCCUGGACAGCACGGACACCUCCGACAGCUGCAGGACCGACAGCGAAGAGGCCGGGACCUCUCAGCCCCCCAGAGCCCGCGGCCCCCGACUGCGGGGCUCCAGGCCUCGUGGAGGCCACAGGUGGUGCCGGAAGGCUGAAAGGGAACCACCGGAGAGCCCUCUGGCCCCGCACAACCUGCCUGGGGUUGAUCUCCUGGAGGUUUCAGAUGCAGUGAAAGAAGGCAGAGGACACACACCCGAGGGGACUCUGUUCCCCAGAGAAAACCCUUACUCCAAGCCUCCUGGGCAGGAACCUGAGGGGGCCCCCCUGGGGCCCCAGGGGGAGUUGCGACCAGGAAACCACUGGGCUCCCUCUGUGGAUUCCUCGGCUCUGUGCCGGAAGGCCUGUGCCCCAGCCUCCUUCGUGAAGCUGGCACCCUUGGGGCCAGGCAGACAAGACCAGGUUAUGGGAAGCCACCAAUCUCUGGAAACCAUCCCCCUGCAACAGAGCCAUGCAGAGCCCUCUGCCCCACACCAGGCCCAGCAGCCAACGGCUUCCCUUUCCUGGGAAGGCUGGGUGCCAACUCCUCCUUCUUCCAGGAAAACCACUUCACCUGGGCCUCACAGGAAGGCACCCCGCAGGCCUGGUGACCGGGGAGAAUCUGCUGGCACCCCCCGGCCUCCUUCAGGAAGUGUAGUUCCCAGGACCUGUGAGCUCAGCCCCCCACAGACACAGCCCUGCAGCCACCACAGCGGGUACCCACUGCUGGGCCUCUCCACCAACAACUGCAACAACAGUGUGCCUGGGUCCUCGGGGGGCGCUGUCCUCGAGGGCAGGGUGGAGAAGGGCACCAGCAGCCAGGAGCCAGAGGCACCCCUGGAGAACUGCAGAGGUGGUGUUGGCACCGUCAGCUCCAUGGGUGUCACCUUCUCCCUGGCUUUAGAGGAGCCAGAGUCCAGCCAGGAACCAGAGGAAGGCCUGCAGAGGACAGAGUCAAGUUCUGAAGGGCUUGUGUCAUCCCAAGACCUACCAGGGGUCAGUGCAGGACCUGGCCCGCCCUCAGCUGCCCCUUCUGACAGGAACAAGAAAGCCAGCAGCAGCAUCACCACCCUUGGGCUGAAAAAGUUCUUCUUGGCCUUGGGCCAGGGCACACGGCCCAAGUUGGGCAAGUCCCGCAGCCGCAGUGUGGAGCAGCUGCAGCCCCCUGCACCUGGUCCGGCUUCACACACCAGCACCCCCAAAGUGAAGAGAGCCCCAUCGUUACAAUCCCUGCAUCUGGUGUCACCCUCUCACCAACAUCGGAAAGCUGCCUCCUUUCAGAACCUCUAUUCUUUGCUGAGUGGCAAGGUGGACCGGUCCAGCCUGUACCUGGUAGGGGAGCCAGGGGACCACAGUGAACCUGGCAGGUUAGCCAAGGCCCCGCCCCGGCGUGCGCUCAGCGUGGAGGAUGUGGGUGCCCCCAGCCUGGCCCGCACAGUAGGCCACGUGGUGGAGGUGUUCCCAGACGGCACCAGCCAGCUGCAGCUGCAACGCUCCCCAGAGGGCACUUUUGGCUUCUGUGUGGCCUCCGGGAAUGGGCGCCGGGACUCAGGCUUCUACGUGCAGGAGAUGGCUGAUGCAAGUACGGCCAAGCUGUACUCGGGGCUGCUGGGGGUGGGGGAUGAGAUCCUGGAGGUGAACGGGGCCAAGGUUGCAGGACUGGGAUUGGCUCACAUUGAGGAGCUCCUGACCCAUGCAGAGAGCUUGUCACUCCGUGUGCUGAGGCAGAGGCCCAUCCCACGGUGACUCAGAGGUGCUCUGGGCCUCAAUGUCACUCCCUCAGAAGCCAUGAAGCGCCCUGGGGGGAGGGGUGACUGGGAAUGCGCUGCACAAAGCUACUUGGGAGAGGGAAGGAGCCUACUUGGAUAUUUUGUUUAAGGAUGUAAUUUGUGCAAAGAAAGGAGAAGAAAAUACGGGUGCCCGGGCCUGGGGUGGUGUCAACAGCUUCCUGCACCUUUGUUGGCAGGGGGAGGAAAGAGAUUCAUUGAAUCACUCAGCUGGUCCCCGAGCGUCGCCUCACCUUCAGGUCCCAUCCCACUCCUUGUCAAGGGCUCCUGCAGCUUCCAACACUCCCGAACCAAAGACAGUGCUGGGCCAUAUCGGCCUGGAGCCUGCCUCUUCCCAUCUCGUUCUCCCCGCUCCCAUUCCACACCUUUGCUCUUUUUCCAGGAAUGGGAAAAGUGUCCUCGAGUAACAGCCUUGUAGCCAUUGACCCCAUAUUCCAAAUCAAAAAUUGGAACAUGUGGUCUGGUGUGAAAACAUCUAGGAAAUGUGACCUGGUAGCCAGAAUAUUACAAAUUUUUUGUAAUAUAUAAGAUUGGGAGUGGGGGGGGGGGGCAGGAAACUGAGACCAAUUUCAGGGAGGUGCAGCUGUGGCCAGUGAGACUGGCCAGAUCUGCCCCGUCCCCACUGCCCUUCCUCUGCCUCUGCCUCUGCCCAGAGCGAGGCUGGAGCUACCAGAGCCACCUGGCCAGGAAGGCCUCUGUCUUCCUUCUAUUGAGCUUGGACACUGGGCCGCAGCUAGGGCCACACAAUUCUCAGCCACAAGCUCUCUGUCCAGACUCCCUGACAGCAGCUCUGGAUACGCCAACCCACAGGGAGAAGGCCGGGCACAGGCCCGGAAGAUGGGCUGUCCCACCUGGUCACUCCCCUCUUCUAGGACUGAACACUGCCCAAAGGGUUAGUGGGUGGCCAUGUGUCCGUUUUAAUUUAUUAAAAGCCAAAGCUGAA
This is a messenger RNA of Myotis myotis, 8070 nucleotides long. Its product is annotated as KIAA1614 ortholog. Gene Ontology annotation, cellular component: cell cortex; nucleus; apical plasma membrane. Bases 3499 to 7086 code for a protein of 1195 amino acids. Gene Ontology annotation, molecular function: protein kinase C binding. The record is from RefSeq and is a predicted model, not a curated record. Lineage: Eukaryota; Metazoa; Chordata; Mammalia; Chiroptera; Vespertilionidae. The transcript is spliced from 11 exons. Gene Ontology annotation, biological process: establishment or maintenance of cell polarity; centrosome cycle; regulation of cellular localization.